Messenger RNA from Dryobates pubescens (Downy woodpecker), 1366 nucleotides. RefSeq names its product retinol dehydrogenase 8. Bases 188 to 1138 code for a protein of 316 amino acids. Gene Ontology annotation, molecular function: estradiol 17-beta-dehydrogenase [NAD(P)+] activity. Gene Ontology annotation, cellular component: cytoplasm. The record is from RefSeq and is a predicted model, not a curated record. Gene Ontology annotation, biological process: estrogen biosynthetic process. Lineage: Eukaryota; Metazoa; Chordata; Aves; Piciformes; Picidae. The transcript has 6 exons.
CUGCUUCUAUGUUUGUCUAGCUGGAGAUUAUCCCUUAAUCAUGCAGGGUCCAGGUGUGCAUUUUCAGAUUUGUUGACUCAGGAGAGCUUGGAGAUAGCAUUAAAGGCCAACGACAUUAUACUGUAGGUACACUUAGGUGGUUGUUCCUCUGAGCAAGAACUCUUGCUUGAUCUACCCAGUGAAGAGAAUGGCAAGAAGAAAUGUCCUCAUUACAGGUUGCUCCUCAGGAAUUGGACUGGCCUUAGCGCUAAAGAUGGCAAAAGAUGAACAGAAAAGAUUUAAAGUGUAUGCCACAAUGCGGAAUCUGGCCAAGAAGGAGCCACUUGAGGAAGCUGCAGGUGGCAGGCUGGGCAAAACCCUUGAAAUUAAACAACUGGAUGUUUGUGAUGAACAGUCUAUUAAAACUUGUGUGAAUAGCAUCCCUGAUAGAAGGAUUGAUGUCCUAGUUAGCAAUGCUGGAAUGGGGCUCAUUGGACCUAUUGAAUGUCAGACCAUAGAUGAAAUGAAAACUGUGAUGGAUACCAACUUCUUUGGACUGGUUCGACUCCUGAAGGAGAUUUUGCCUGAUAUGAAGAGGAGAAAGAGCGGGCAUAUAGUUAUAAUAAGCAGUGUUAUGGGAAUACAAGGUAUCUUAUUUAAUGAUGUAUAUGCUGCAUCUAAGUUUGCUGUGGAAGGAUUCUGUGAAAGUUUAGCUAUACAAGCACUCAAGUUCAAACUGCAGUUAAGUCUGAUUGAACCAGGCCCAGUGGUGACAGAGUUUGAAAGAAAAGUGUUUGAAGAUGGAAUGAAAAUGGAUCUUUCAGCUGCAGAUGAGGAAACAGCUGAGAUGUUUACUAAUAUUUACCUUAAAAAUUACAAACAAAUUUUCCAGAGCCUGGGACAAAGCGCUGAAGAUGUUGCAGAGCAUACAGUAAAGAUAAUUCUUUCAGAAAAUCCACCUUUUCGCCAUCAGACCAACACCUUGUAUACUCCGAUGACAACCCUAAAAUACGCAGAUCCAAAUGGAGAUCUACCCAUUGAUACAUUCUACAAAAUGGUUUUUCAUCAUGACAAAAUCUUCAGUGCAAGUCUUAACUUUAUCAAAUUGCUAAGAUGGAGAAGUAGGAAGAGCUUUGACCUGGGAAAACCCUCCCAAUAAGCAUGAGAUUAUAUAGUGCAAAUUGGAAUGACUUGUUGCUACCGGUAACGCAGUGUGGUUUUUAUUGCUUUUGCUCUGUAGUUGUGAAAAGGCAUUCAGGAUUUCUAUUUGAUCUUAGCUAAGAUACUCAGCUCAAUGUGUUUAUCUUGAACUUCACAAUCUUCAGAACCUUGAAAUUAAAAUCCUUUAACUAUAGGUUUAUUCUGCUUAGUGUUUGCUUUUUAGAGA